AUGUCGAACUCCAUGAUUGCCAAGCCCUUGACGCUGAAAUGCGGUCUCACUCUACCAAAUCGCUUGACAAAAGCCGCCAUGGCUGAAAAUUGGGCCGACAGCGACGGCUUGCCCACCGAUGCAUUGCAUGCACCUUAUGGCGAAUGGGCAGACGGCGGCUGGGGACUUGUCAUGACCGGCAACGUGCAAGUUGACAUCAAACACCUGGGCUCGCCAAAGGACAUCGCGUACAACGAUGCAAUUCCCUAUGCCCGUAUGCUUGAAGCCUGGAAGGCCUGGGCCGAGGCGUGCAACCGCAACGGCACGCCGACCAUCGUGCAGGUCAACCACCCCGGUCGCCAGUCGCCUCUGGGCGCGGGCAAGCGCGGGUUUAUGGAGAAGACUAUGGCCCCCAGUGCGGUACCGCUGGAUCUUGGCUCCGGUCUCGUCGCUCGCCUCAUCAACGGGUUGGUCUUUGGCACACCGCGCGAGAUGACCGUCGCCGAGAUCCAGGACGUCGUCCGCCGCUUUGCGCAGACGGCCAAGUUGGCUUCCGAUGCCGGCUUCGCCGGUAUCGAGAUUCACGGCGCCCACGGCUACCUGCUCGCCCAGUUCAUGUCCGAUAAAAUCAACAAGCGCACCGACGCCUACGGUGGCUCUCCCGCCGCCCGCGUCAGGAUCGUCGUCGAGAUCAUCCGCGCCAUCCGCGAGGUGGUUCCCAAGACCUUCUGCGUAGGCAUCAAGUUCAACUCUGUCGACCAUCAGGCGCAAGCGGAGCUCGAUGCGUGUAUCGAGCAGCUGAAGCUGAUCACCGAAGCCGGCGUUGACUUCUUGGAAGUCAGCGGUGGUUCCUACGAGGACCCUGUGAUGUUUAGCAAUAACGACAACGAGAAGAAGUCAGACCGUACCAAGGCUCGCGAGGCCUUCUUCUUGGAGUUCGCCCGGGUCAUCCGCCGCGACUUCCCCGAUGUUCCCUUGAUGGUGACUGGUGGUUUCCGCUCACGUCAGGGCAUGGAGGCUGCACUCACUAACAACGGCUGCGAUCUCAUCGGGUUGGCGAGGCCUGCCGUUCUGAAUCCGGCUCUGCCGAAGAACACCAUCCUUGCCGGCACUGUCAAGGAUGAGGAUGCCAAGCUAUAUGCUAGGAAGAUUGAGGCCCCUUGGAUAUCCAAAAAGAUGGGUAUGAAGUUCAUCGGUGCUGGUGCCGAGUCGGCUUGGUACUCGGGUCAGAUUCGCAAGCUGGGCCACUAA
This is a messenger RNA of Colletotrichum graminicola M1.001, 1230 nucleotides long. Its product is annotated as NADH:flavin oxidoreductase/NADH oxidase. Gene Ontology annotation, molecular function: oxidoreductase activity; FMN binding. The coding region runs from base 1 to 1230 and encodes 409 amino acids. The record is from RefSeq and is a predicted model, not a curated record. The transcript has 4 exons. Lineage: Eukaryota; Fungi; Ascomycota; Sordariomycetes; Glomerellales; Glomerellaceae.